This is a messenger RNA of Aspergillus wentii DTO 134E9, 1492 nucleotides long. RefSeq lists its product as uncharacterized. Gene Ontology annotation, cellular component: peroxisome. Bases 1 to 1284 code for a protein of 427 amino acids. NCBI's taxonomy places the organism in Eukaryota, Fungi, Ascomycota, Eurotiomycetes, Eurotiales, Aspergillaceae. The transcript is spliced from 2 exons. Gene Ontology annotation, biological process: long-chain fatty-acyl-CoA metabolic process. Gene Ontology annotation, molecular function: alcohol-forming very long-chain fatty acyl-CoA reductase (NADP+) activity. The record is from RefSeq and is a predicted model, not a curated record.
AUGUGGGAAUUUUUCUCGGGAAAAAACGUCCUCAUCACCGGUGGCUCAGGCUUCGUGGGAACGGCGCUUGUCUACCGUCUCGCCUCACAGUCGCCGGUGGCUCACAUCUACCUGUUAUGCCGAGGAGGAUGGGGCCGACUCGAAGAAAAAUGGGGCUUUUCCCUUCCACUGGCAGCUUAUGAUGCACUGCGCAAGGCACCGCAUAUUACUGUCAUCGAGGGCGACAUGCUCAAACCCAACAUGGGCAUGACAGAUGAUGUGGUCAGGAUGCUACAAGAAAGGAUCCACAUUGUGAUUCAUUCAGCGUCCUCCAUUAACCUGGGUCGUCCUCUGGGCUACGUAAUCGACGCCGUCCUCGGGGGAAGUCAGAAUGUGGCCGAAUUCGCACUGGGAUGCGUGAAUCUGCAUCGCUUCGUCUUUGUGUCAACGGCCUACGUGAAUAUCUUUUUAUACAAUCAGAGCGACCUCCCCGAAGUCAAGGUGGAGGAAGAUAUGUAUCCACUCCAAUCCGAGAAGCCCCGCAGUCUUGAGGAUGAACUCCACGAGGUUAUGCAAAUAGGCACGAGCGCCGAAUAUGAGUCCCACGAGUUCGUAUGGGCGUAUGCCUAUGCAAAGCACCUGACAGAACGCAUUCUCGUGGAGCGUUUUGACAAGGCCAGCACGCCAGACAAGAUUCUCAUCGUCCGGCCGUCCAUCAUCACGCCGGCCCAGUUGUUCCCUUGCGUCAACUUCCAGCAUCCGAGAUCCUGCCCGUAUACGAUGAUCGCUGCUUCUAUUCUUGUCCUACCUUUCUCAAAAUUUCAUGUCCAAACAAGGCUCAAGAACCCACAGGAAGAGGCAAACGUCGACGCGGUCCCGGUCGACGUCGUGGUUGACCGACUGCUGGCUCACCUGGCCAAGGGAAGCAAGGGACCCAUCCACGCCGUGAGUGGAAGGGACUGCCGAACCAUAUCGCAGAAGUCCUGGGAUGCAGGCCUGAGACUCCGGCGUAUUCCCUGGGCCAUAAAAAUUCGGUGGAUAAAUUUGGACUGGGAUUAUACAAAUCUUAACAUCGCCGAGCGCGUCUAUGCCCUGUUCGGACUGUCCUUGGACUUUUCCCAGGGGAAAACGGAACAGCUCUGGGAGGAUCUGACAGAGGUUGAGCGGCGAGGUCUGCAACUAUUCAUGGCGGAGAGGGGCAUAUCUGACGUGACUGGAAACGCCGAGGAGAUUCGAGAGGCAGCAAGGGGACUGCUGAAAAAAGGCCAUCGAGCGCGGAUUAUCAAAUGGCUGUUUUACCAGUAGUGCUAUGGUUUCUCUCCUCUCAAAUAUACCAUUAUCAUAUAGUCUCGAUUUGUAUAGAUUCUAGGGAAAUGUGCAUUUGAUAGUAUAGGGUGGAUGGUGGGAUACAAUACUACAAACAUUGAAAGCUGUGCUAGAGUACUGGUAUACCGUCACUAAAACAUAAAUUCAGAAUUGAUAGUUUCAGCGAAACGUCAUCAUGCAAGGGCAU